UGUUGCAACACAAAGUAGAUCUUGAGGCCAAGCGGUUGUGGGCGUAAGCUACACAAGACGCGCCUAGACCUAGCGGGUUCUUGGCUUAAUUGAAAGCAAGGAUACUUGGAAACAUGACGGAGAAACACCGGUCGCGAUGGUAUUUUGGUGGAAUAUCGUCUAGUGCUGCUGCCUGUGUUACACACCCUUUGGAUCUGAUCAAGGUGCACCUGCAGACGCAGCACGAGGUGAGGAUGAGGAUGGUGGGGAUGACCAUGAGCGUGGUGGAGAGGGAAGGAGUGCUGGCACUCUACUGUGGCCUCAGUGCCUCAGUCUGCAGACAGAUGACAUAUUCUCUGACCCGCUUUGCCAUCUAUGAGACGGUGAGCGAUAAGAUGAAGGAUUGGACCCACGGCCCCAUGCCGUUCUACCAAAAGGUCCUCUUGGGGUUUGCUUCAGGAUUCGCUGGUGGAUUCAUUGGGACCCCUGCAGACAUGGUUAAUGUCAGAAUGCAGAAUGAUGUGAAAGUACCACCAGCACUCAGAAGAAAUUAUGCUCAUGCACUAGAUGGACUGUUUCGAGUAGGAAAAGAAGAGGGAAUGAAGAAGCUGUUCUCUGGAGCCACAAUGGCAUCUAGUAGAGGGGCGCUGGUCACUGUUGGACAGCUUGCAUGUUAUGACCAGUCUAAGCAGCUUGUUCUGGGGACUGGAGCCAUGCAAGACAAUAUUCUUACCCAUUUCCUGGCCAGCAUCAUCGCAGGAGGCUGUGCCACGGUCUUGUGCCAACCACUGGACGUCUUGAAAACCAGGCUGAUGAACUCAAAAGGGGAAUAUGUGGGGGUUCUACACUGUGUGACAGACACUGCUAAACUGGGACCCAUGGCCUUCUAUAAGGGUCUGGUUCCUGCAGGGAUCCGCCUCAUCCCUCAAACGGUCCUAACGUUCAUCUUUCUAGAACAGCUGAGGACCUAUUGUGGCAUCAGGGUCAUCACCUGAUCUCACGCGAGGAGUCUCAACUUUGACCUUUGUGUCGGGGUGUCUGCCAUAGCAUGCCCCCUACUGUAUUUAACUGUUCUAACUGAACAUGACCGGGAGAUUACCUGGGUGCCAGUGAACAGGCCAAUUUGAACCCUUCAGGCACCCUUGACCCAGAGCCAAAACCCUGAAAACAAAAGAAAUGCCCCCAGCUUGGCCUGGCGACCACCGUCAUGGACCAGUACUCAAUGUAGCCUCUGAGCCGUGUCUUGACGUGGACUGGACGAAAGGACAACGUAAUGUCUGGGAAGGUUGUCUGUGGAGGAUGAGCAUGAUGGGGUGUCGUCUUGUUAACCUCCAAUAGCAGAGGUCAUUAUCCUUUCCAUUUCCCUGUGGUGGGGCUCCCAGGCCGGGGACUCAGUGCAACAUGCCCUUCCGGAGAUCGUUUCUAGACGAGGCCUACUGACUGAGAAUCGAAUGGAUUAUGAUAGCGAUUGAUUGACUGGAUUACUAAUGAUCUACUUUGUGAUGUAAGGAUCUAUUAUGACUGAGUAAAUAAAACGCUGACAUCUAAAGUGGCCCUCUUCUGUAUAAUGUCCAUUGGACUCAUCUUAAAAGUAAUGCGCUAUCAAGUGAAUAUAAAGCAAUUUGGGACACAAAUGAAUGUCUGAAAUAGACUGGUCUUUGAAAUGAGCCUUAAUGUAUCAAGCCAACUCCACUUGUGCCCAUAAUAUGCCUUGUGUUAUAAUGCCCACAUUGGUUCUCAACCUGUUUUGACUCAGGACACAUUGAACCAGGAUGUCUGUUAUGACCCAAUAUUCUCACUGCAGCAUUUCAAUGUAUUGACUGUUAAUGUCAGGGAGCAACAUUGCUACCUUUUUCAUUGUCAAUAAUAACACGUUGC
This is a messenger RNA of Esox lucius (northern pike), 1857 nucleotides long. RefSeq names its product solute carrier family 25 member 10 (gene slc25a10a). Gene Ontology annotation, biological process: phosphate ion transmembrane transport; oxaloacetate transport; malate transmembrane transport. NCBI's taxonomy places the organism in Eukaryota, Metazoa, Chordata, Actinopteri, Esociformes, Esocidae. Gene Ontology annotation, molecular function: antiporter activity; succinate transmembrane transporter activity; thiosulfate transmembrane transporter activity. The transcript is spliced from 12 exons. Bases 114 to 974 code for a protein of 286 amino acids. The record is from RefSeq and is a predicted model, not a curated record.